GAACCUGCAGUGGAGAACCGGACUCGCCAGCGGCGCGCAUGGUGAGGUCUCCGACCUCGUCAGCGAUGAAGUCUCCGCGCCACCUGUGGACUUCUUCUCUCCGGUGCAGCAUACCACCUCCCGCAAACGCCUCGACUCGUCGCAGAUGUCGCGCUGCGCCUCUUGGCCCACCUUCGACGCGCGCUCCCCGAGGAAGAUUUGGAUGCUGAGUCCCGAGAUGGAGUCAGAUCUCAAGGCCAAGGAUCCUCGUCUUUGGCAGCGGCUGCAAACGCAGCUGGGACUGGCCGUGCAGGCAGUGACCCUUCUGCUGGUCGUCGGCACCUACGCAGCGUGCCCACUUACCGUGUCCUGGGCGAAGAUUGUGGGUCACAGCGCCGACGGUGUGGCAAUCAAAGGACGUCCCUUCAAGGAGGGCUCAGUCAUCGUGGCUUCUUGGCUGCUCAUCGCGACAGUGGGCCUACUGCUGAGUGCCGCUACAGGGGGUCGGCACCAUGUGAGGCGCUGUUUCGACUUGCGCUCGAUCUUGACGUUCGCUCCUGCGGGCAUUGGUUGGGCCAUGGCGGAUGCUUGCGAGGUCAUGGCCGUAGCACGAAUGGAUCCUGCAACGUACGGAGUGCUGAGCCAGGGCCGCCUCCUCUCGAGCGCCGCUGCAGCCUGGGUUUUUUGUGGGCUGCGGCAGAGCGGCCUCCAGUGGGGUAUUCUUGCCUGCCUCUCCUGCAUCUGCAUGGCCUACUGCAUGACACCGGAUGAGUCGCGGCCAAACGCGGAGCGGCUCUUCGAGUGGCGGCUGCAUCAUGAGAGCCUCCAGAUCACGUUAAAGCGCCACUCUCCCUUGCCGGAAGAUGAGACGCAGGAGCAGCUUGCCGGGGUGCUCUUUGCAAUGUGCAAGGUAACCCUCUCCGUGCUUAGCUCAGUUUACGUGGAGAUGUGCUUCAAGUCUGGUGCUGGCGAGCCCACGCGACUCCACGUUCAGAUGACGCAGGUGUCCUUCAGCAGCAUCAUCGCAGCUACAACCGCAUAUUUGUUCAUAUGCGGGGUGCAGAACGAGGAUCCAACACAAUUUUUUAGUGGGCAGGACGGCUCGUGGUCCAGAAAAACUAUGAUCGUGGCCGCGAUGUACUGUUGGCGGGAGUGGAUCUGCAGCUUGUGUGUCAAGCACUUCGAUUCGUUGGUCAAGAACAUCUGCAAUGCGGCUUCCUUGGUUGUGACCUAUGGCUUUACGGUGCUGGUGGCCCGGGAGAAAGAUUUCUCGGUCUUGAAGGCAUUCCUGUUGGUCGCCAUCGUCAUGGAGGUCAUCAACUACUGCUACACGCGGCGGGUCGUGAAGCAGCCCAAGGAGGAGAUUCCAGUGGCCGAGUACUCGAAUUUGUAUUUGACAGGGCCUGCCGCUAAAGUCGAGCUGGCAUACUCGUAG
Molecule: messenger RNA, 1414 nt
Organism: Symbiodinium necroappetens
Lineage: Eukaryota; Dinophyceae; Suessiales; Symbiodiniaceae
Source: the annotation of a GenBank genome assembly